Messenger RNA from Venturia canescens, 1769 nucleotides. RefSeq names its product N-alpha-acetyltransferase 60 (gene Naa60). The transcript has 2 exons. Gene Ontology annotation, molecular function: histone acetyltransferase activity; protein-N-terminal amino-acid acetyltransferase activity. The record is from RefSeq and is a predicted model, not a curated record. Gene Ontology annotation, cellular component: Golgi membrane. Lineage: Eukaryota; Metazoa; Arthropoda; Insecta; Hymenoptera; Ichneumonidae. Gene Ontology annotation, biological process: N-terminal peptidyl-methionine acetylation. Bases 236 to 1105 code for a protein of 289 amino acids.
UCGUCAUCACUACCAUCUAGUUCAGGGGUCAUCACGCGUACAUAUGUGUCGCUAGUAGCAUGUAGAAGCUGUAUUCGUUACAACAUUAAAAUGUCUGCGAUCUAUGAUGUGUUUACGGUAAUAGAAGAGCCCGUCAAAAACCUGUGUGCUUGUAUAUUGAGCCUCGAUAAAAAUAAAGUGAAGAACAACUAGCUGUUACAAAUGAUCAUUAAAAUGCAAGCGGAAUUGUGGCGCUAUGGCCGUCUCCUUUAACCGGUACGCCCUUAGCCUGCCAGAAUCUGAGAAGAGCGAACUCGUAGAUUCUGUUGACAAUUCCGCGAGUGCCUGUUCCAACAUUAAUACUCAUUCGAGAGAUCAUUAUAAUACAACCACGACAAUAAAUCAUACAAAAUCGUUAACAGUACCACUCUGUGUACUUGGUGAAGUACAAUUACGUUUUUUGUGCCCCGAAGACCUUGAAGAAGUCCGAGAACUCUGCGAGGAUUGGUUUCCGAUCAAAUAUCCAUAUGUAUGGUACGAAGACAUAACGAGUUCUUCGAGAUUCUAUGCUCUAGCAGCGGUCUUUGGAGGAGUGAUAAUAGGUCUAAUAGUAGCAGAAAUAAAGCCUUAUGCAAAGUUGAAUAAAGAGGAUCGUGGCAUAUUGUGUUCGAGCCUGGCUAAGAAUUCCCUGAUUGGUUACAUCUUGAGUUUGGGUGUCCGGCGUGCUUAUAGAAGAAAUGGCAUAGCCUCUUUGCUUUUGGAUCAGUUAUUGGCGCAUGUAACAGCCCCGGAGCGUUCAACCGUAAAGGCAGUAUUCCUUCAUGUUCUGUCACGCAACGCCCCGGCAAUACUUUUUUACCAAAGACGAAACUUCAGACUGCACAGCUUUUUGCCAUACUAUUACAACAUUGACGGUCAGUGCGAAGAUGGCUUUACAUAUGUGCUGUACAUCAACGAGGGACAUCCUCCUUGGGGAAUUUGGGACUGGAUGCAUCCCCUCUUUGGAGUUUGGGAUUGGAUGCGCCACUUUAUCGGGGCCUUGGCAAAUCUGCGACCGUGCAGAGUGCCACAAUGGAUAUGGCAACGUCUCCUCUGGGCAGCAACUCUAUUGUCGUAUCACAGAUGAUAUAGUUCUUAAUGUCGCACGGAAUAUUUGCGACAAGGAUUUACACUCGAAUGACAAAAGAUACAAUACUCCUGCGAGCCACGAACCAAUAAGAUAAAAGCCUCAUCCGUAUAGUAUUGAAUUUUCCAUCCGGCAAACGCAGCAACGAAACCUCAUCCCUUUCCCAGGGUUUUUUUUCUUCUCAAUGAAAUUACACAAAUACUCGUAACGAUGUGGACAAAACGACGAUUCUCCACGAACACAAAAAUUCGUUGCCUUCCAACGGUGGAAAUUUUGAUACCAAUUGAUUUAUGGAUUAGUGAUAAAACUUAAUUCAGUCACAGUGACGAAAAAGCCGUCGCUCCCCAUCUAAGUUUUGAUGUGUAUCACGAUGAACUUUUGAAACCGAAAAAAAAACUCGUUAUUUAAAAAGGAAAUGCAGGAAAUUAUGUCGCAUCUCAUCGAGAGCAGGAUGAAACAGCGUCCGUACACUCAUAUUCACAUAUUGAUAUUUGACAUUAUGUAACGUCCGUAUACACAUACAUAUAUAUAUAUAUUUAUUGCAUAAAUCCACAUAUAUAGAAAGUAUAUACCUUUCUUCGAUGAUAGAUGUACAUAUUAUUAACCUAGCUUCAUCAGACUGUUUGUAACGUAACAUGUUAUAAAUCAUUACCAUAGACGCAAA